UUUAAAAGUUAAAAUAUAAAGAAAUAAAUCAGUGUUUUGGCCAUUUUGAUAUCUUUCUUUAUUAGACCGGAAAAUCUGAUAAAUUAAAUAAUUUAGCCAAAAAUGGAAAGAGGAAAGAAAAAAAAGUUGGUGUCCAAAUCUAAUAAUUCUCCUGGUUAACUUGAAGAUGAUAGACAUUUGCCUCUUUCUUUCUUGUGUAGAAUCUAUCGUCAAUGUCUCACCUUCUUCUCUCCCGACUCUCCAACCUCUCUCCCAGCGGCCACUCGCUCUUGCACAAGACCAUUCGCUUGUUUUCAUCGUCUUCGACCAGCCCCUGUUUUCCGCUUUGCGUCGUGGAGAAAGACUCGCCGGGCAACGGCGGCAUGGUCGGAGACGUCCACUUGUUCGAUGCGGCCACGGAAGGGUUAGUCACAGUCACUGACAAAACUAUACCCGAAGUAAUCACUAACGGCGGUAUUGUGGUCGGAGCUUCUCAUGGAUGGUUGUUUUUCAAAGACCGGCACGAUCAUUCCGUAUAUGUGACCGAUUUUUACAACUCUUUGGCUUUCAAAACAAACGCAACGAUGAUUCCUAUGCCUACAUUUACUGCUCUCCACCUUUGCCAAACUGAAGUUGUCUGGAAUGUGGCAAUGUCGACUUCUCCUGGUCAGCAAGAAGAUGAAGAUGAUUGGGUAGUUGGUAUCAAGUUCUUGGGUAACCAGCUGAGUUUCUGCAGGCCCCGUCGUGACCUGCGGUGGACCAACGUCUCAUCUCCUUUUAAAAUGUUCAACAACUCAAAUCUCAUGUUCUCAAAGAGAGAUAAAACAUUUAAUUUGCCUGCUCCCGUAGGCAACUACUUGUGCUCCUGGGAUAUCCAGUUCCACAAGGAUGGAUACCCUGCCCCUAAGAUCCAUAAGCUGCUUUUUCACAACCUUCCCCAGUUGCCCCAGUCCAUGUGGGAGCUCUUGGAUUCGUGUCCCAGAGAGGAUCACUGGGUGGAGUCACCAUCGGGGGAAUCCUUCCUCGUAAAAUGGUACUCCCGUGUCUCACUGUCCCCUAGCUUGUCUACAUUGCCGAUAGUUAUGGUGUUCAGAGAGGAAGACAGAAAGGAUGGAAUAAUAAAGAUGUGUUACACAGAGGACAUUGGAGAUAUUUGCAUCUUCCUUUCAAAGAGUGAGGCCUUCUGCGUCCCGGCUAGUUCUUGCCCUGGUCUCAAGCCUAACUCCAUUUAUGUCGCUGACCGUGUAUUUUCUGUGUACGAUCUCACCACCAAAACCUUCCAUCAUUUUAAAUACCCCAUAGAUGCACCAGAGAAGAUUUCCCGCGUCCCUUGUUGGCUUCCACCCGUUUCAGUCUAAGUUUCUAUGGUUCUGUGUUUGGUUCAUUAGUGUUAUGGUCUGGUAUUUUCAAGCAAGCCAGCCUAUUUUAUUGAACUUCUCACUCUGUUUGUUUGUUUGUUGAAACGCACUAAACUCAGGUGAAGCCUAGCCCUCUUUGUUUUUAAUUUUUUUCACUUGAUGAAUUUUGUAUUUUUUUUUUGUAAACUGUGAAAUGUUCUUUUACUCACCCACUCUUUACCUUUUUACUUGUGUUUACAUGUUACCACUGAUAUAGUGAAAAUAUUUUUCUAUAUGUUAUAUAUUUUUUUCUCUCUAUAUAAUGUGGAUUUGUUUCUGUAUAGUUACAGAAACUUUGAACUGAAAACAAAAUAUUUGCAAAAUUGACAUUCAAAUUAAAAGAAGAAACAAAAUUAGUCUAACAAUGGUUUUAAUCAUUAUACUAGGGCGGGUAUAUUUUUUGUUUUAGUUAUUUUUGAAAAUUUUAAUAUUAGUAAGACCUUCACUAACUUUAAGUAAAAUUACAUAUUUAAUAAAUAUUUUUUAAUCGAAUAACCUAUUUAAAACCCGUUAUACUAAAUGAGUUUCAUUUAUAUGAAUAUUUAUUUCCAUUAAAAUUUCACUUAAACCCUAUUAAAUCCUAUUUUUAACAUCAAAUGCUUUGUUAAUUGAUAAACUUAAUGUAUGUGUAAAGUAUUUAAAAUUUGAAAGAAAAAUGUCUAGUCGAAUAAAUCUAAUUUUUUGGCGGAGAUGUAAGCUAUGCUGUUGUAGUGUGAUAAUAUUUUUUGAAAAAAAUAUAUCAAAUUUUAUUAUAAUUAUGAGGAAUAAUUAUUAUAUUAUGUCAAUAACGUAACGCUAUACAUAAUUAUAUAAAAUAAUGUGUUAUAUUAAUCAAAUAAAAGGUUAAAAUCAAAAAAUAAUUUUUAUUUAAACACCCAAUAACAAAAAAAAAACAAAAAUAUAUGGUAACAAAAAUGUCUUUUUAAUGUCGAGAAUCAGUUUUAACCUUUAUAAGGGUUUAUAUUUUUAUUUAAACACCCAAUAACAAAAAAAUACAAAAAUAUAUUUUUAUAAAUUUUUGUUGCCAUAUACAUAGUUCUUUAAAACAUGACUUAAAGUGGUUAUCCCUGACUUUAAAAUAUAUUUAUUUAGAUGAAGUUAUAUAACUUGUGCAGUUAUAUAAAAAUUAGUUUUUUUAGUUGGACAUAACUUUUUAUCAAUUGGUUAUAUUUAUGUUUUAAUAUAAUAGAUAAUAAUUGAGUAUAAUUGCAAUUUUGUUUAAUAAUCAAUAUUAUUAGUCUUUUUCUAUUAAAAUUAAAUUAGCCAUAAACCUAGAUGUGGUUAAGAAAGCAAUAUAAAUUUAUAUGGCUCCUUGCAAUCAGACCAAAUGGAACAAAUCAGUUGAUUUUA
Molecule: messenger RNA, 2726 nt
Organism: Brassica napus (rape)
Lineage: Eukaryota; Viridiplantae; Streptophyta; Magnoliopsida; Brassicales; Brassicaceae
Exons: 3
Coding region: 213-1337 (374 amino acids)
Source: RefSeq, a predicted model, not a curated record